AUGAAGCUUACAAUUUCUACCUGCCUCCUAUUCGUCGCUCCUAUUGCCUGUAAAUGGAACGUCGGUUGCGAUUGUGCUUCUGACAACAUGGACGCGGCUACCCUUAGAGUCGAGCAGUGCUGCCCUACCAAACGUUAUGGUGGAAAGGUGACACAGGGAGACAAGCGUCUCGGCAACUACCGGUACUGCAGCUGGGAUGUGGCUACAGAACAAGAAUCAGUAAAUCUGUUGAAUUCAAUCCAGUCUGAUUGGGACACGUGCUCUCUACUUGUGUUUGCGUGA
Molecule: messenger RNA, 282 nt
Organism: Plenodomus lingam JN3
Lineage: Eukaryota; Fungi; Ascomycota; Dothideomycetes; Pleosporales; Leptosphaeriaceae
Source: RefSeq, a predicted model, not a curated record